UUUUAUUUAUAUAUAAAUUGAUUAUAUUUAAUCCGAUGAUUUAAUACUUUAUUUGUAUAUGAUCAUAAGAUAAUUUACACUAUGCCGGACUGGUUAAUAUCAUCUCCUACAAAGCUGGAUUCUAUUUAUCCACCUAUGCAAUGCUUUCUUUGUGGAGAGUUUGUUUCGGCACCAACAUCCUCAAGGAUGUGCUCUACUUGCCUCACUAAAUCCGUAGAUUUGAGUGAAAACGUAUCCACUCACUGUACUAUACUUCAAUGCGUAACAUGUACAAAAUUUUAUCACGAUAGAUGGUUAAGCUGUGAAUUAGAAAGUAAAGAGUUAUUAUCAGUUUGCCUUAAAAAGAUUAAGGGCAUCGAUUUGAUGAAAAUAGUAGAUGCAAGCUUCAAAUGGACUGAACCGCAUAGUAAAAAACUGAAAAUUAACGUUACAGUUCAAAAGGAAGUUGAAAACAAUUGCGUAGUUGAGCAAUCCCUUUCAAUCGAUUUUACAAUAGUCUCAACCCAAUGCGCUAGCUGCAAACAACUAUACACUCCUCAUACCUGGAAAGCCCUGGUCCAGAUAAGGCAAAAAACUAAGGAUAAGAAACACAUACUGCUACUAGAGCAGAUUAUCCUGAAGCAUAACGCACACGAGAAUGUUUUAAAUAUAUUAUCAAGAAGGAACGGGUUUGACCUCCAUUUCUCAUCAAGAAAUGAUGCGCAAAAAUUUGCAGAUUUUGUAUCAGAUAAAAUUGUUUCACAGAUUAAAAAUAGCAAGAAACUAGUAACUCAAGAUGUCAAUAACAAUAAAUACAACUAUAAAUAUACAUUGCACGUCUCACUCGUGCCAAUCUGCACAGAUGACCUUGUGUUUCUAUCACCUAAGGUCUCCUCAAUCUAUGGCGGAAUAUCGCCAUUUCUCCUCGUCGUAAACUUGACCUCAACAAUUUCACUCAUGGACCCAUUCACACUGAGAAGACUGGAAGUCUCAAGUGAUAAAUACUGGAAACACCCGUUUGUGUCAUUGUUCAACAAGUUUAACCUGUGCGAAUUCAUUGUACUGAAUAUUGAAAAGGACUACACCAGGAAAUCAAAAAACCAACAAUACGAACUUGUCGAUGUUGAGAUCAUGCCCUCAAAUUCAUCUAAAAUUAUAUACACCAAGUCUCAUCUAGGCAAAAUACUGACAGUCGGAGGAACAUACUUGGGUUACGAUAUUAAGAGAAUAAACAUGAAUGGGUUAUCAGAACAGGAAACCAACAUCAGUAAUCGCAUUCCAUUCGAUGUAAUUCUCGUAAGAAAGGCAAAGAAAUAUUCUUCUAAGCACAAUUGGGUCCUUAAGAGAAUGUUCCGGAAGAAAAAUAAUCAGAAAGAUAAGGAUAACGAUACGGAAGACGAUAUUGACGAAGAUGAACUUUUGGACUUUAAGGAAGAAAUUGUAAAUAGAAAAGAGUUCCAAAAGGAUAUUGAUUUCUAUCGCAACCCAAGAGCGCAACCUCGCAAGGAAUUUGAUAUUACACCCUCCUCAGAUAUGUCAGAUGAGUUCGCAAUGAACAAUUUAUCAGUUCAACUGAAAGAUCUCUCAAUUCAUGAUGAUGAAUACUUUUAAAAUUUUUAAAUAUUAACCACACUCUUAAUUGUUGUGGAUU
Theileria parva strain Muguga is the source of this 1630-nucleotide messenger RNA. RefSeq names its product NMD3 family protein (gene nmd3). The record is from RefSeq and is a predicted model, not a curated record. The coding region runs from base 82 to 1590 and encodes 502 amino acids. Gene Ontology annotation, biological process: ribosomal large subunit export from nucleus. Gene Ontology annotation, molecular function: ribosomal large subunit binding. Gene Ontology annotation, cellular component: nucleus; cytoplasm. The transcript has 6 exons. NCBI's taxonomy places the organism in Eukaryota, Apicomplexa, Aconoidasida, Piroplasmida, Theileriidae.